Chelonoidis abingdonii (Abingdon island giant tortoise) is the source of this 2428-nucleotide messenger RNA. It is a transcript of the gene C4H15orf62, whose product is annotated as chromosome 4 C15orf62 homolog. Gene Ontology annotation, molecular function: small GTPase binding. Gene Ontology annotation, biological process: regulation of cell shape; positive regulation of pseudopodium assembly; positive regulation of actin filament polymerization. The record is from RefSeq and is a predicted model, not a curated record. NCBI's taxonomy places the organism in Eukaryota, Metazoa, Chordata, Testudines, Testudinidae. Gene Ontology annotation, cellular component: cytoplasm; plasma membrane; cytoskeleton.
GUCCAGGCUUAAAUUGAGGUAACGCUGUUAAAUUCGACAUAAAGUUAUAGUGUAGACCAGGCCUCAGAUCUGCUCCCACCUAUUUGGCAAUCAUUUGCUUUACCGACCAAAUCAAUGGUUAGGUCAUACUGAGACCGCUGCUUUCCAUGCUGACCCAUAUUGUCUCAUUGUUUCCUUGUACUGUCUGUCUGUAUCCACCUGUUGUCUCUUGUCUUAUACUUGGAUUGUAAGCUCUCUGUGGCAGGGACUCUUUCUGUUCUGUGUUUGUGCACUACCCUAGCACAACAUGGUCAGCUCAUAGGCACUAUGGCAAUACAAAUUAGUGUUAGCACCGAGGAGCCGAUGUAGCUACGCUGCCUUGCCAAUGAGGCAAGUAGCAGAAAACAGAGCCCAGCUGCUUUUUGUGGCAAUGGUAUUUGAAAAGUGGCAGUUAUAGUACAUGAUCCCAUAACUUCAAGAUUUCCCCAAGGUAUAGCAAUACUUUUAGACAUUAGUCUUGUUCUCUUGACACCUACAGGUAAAAAAAGCCACCUUAACAAAAUAAUGCUGAAAAUCAAUAGAAGUGUUCCAUAUUUCUGGGAAAUAGUCAUGUUCCAUGCUGAUUGAAACAGAAUUCUGUGAAUAUGAAAGAGAAAGAAAAGCCAUCUCUUAGAGCAAAAGGAGGCUCUUGCAGGAAAGUGGGGCAGGCGUGAAUUCUCCAUCAUACCCCAGGAAAGAGCUUCCUCUAGUGGAGAGCUGAAAUAGAUCUGAGACGGAUACAGAAGCACAUGAUUAACUGAACUCUCAAAGUGGAAAGAUGGAAGAAUCUUAUGCUACAACUGAUAUUUUAGCAUCUAUAUUAACAAGCUUUUGAUACCAUGAGACACCAGCAUGGGCACAGGUAAUAUCAGAGAAAGUCAGCACUCGUGCCAAAGCAAAUCUCAGUCUUCAACAGAUGAACUACGUCCCUUCAUUGCUAACCUGGAGCUCCGACCCAAUGAACAGAUUCCCACUACCAUCUGCCUGGGUUGGUUAAUUAGCCAGCACGAGGCUCCUGCACGUGAGUCACCAACAGCAGAAUGUAUGCAUCACCACCUGACACUUCAAGCUUUAAAAUCUAAAGGAGAAAAGAACCACCCCCUCCUUCCAUCUGUGGAUCUCACCAAUACAGUGAGCCAAUCAGAAAUCACUGUAGUUAGAGCUCUCCAGGGAGAAUCCAAGUUUUCCCAAACUGUGUCACAAAACAAGAGGUCAUAUCGAUGAAUCUCCUGAAAUCAGUUUAAGUGCCCCUCAGGAAUCUUGCCUUCUCCUCAGGCAGAGCGUGGGCUGAUGCUUCUCUACUCUCCACACACCUACUUCCUGAAAUCUUGGCAAUUACCAAUAGUGCAAAACCCAGUUUCUGACGUGGCUGACUCAGCAAGGGCUUGGCAAAACAAACAUAUACGCACAAGGAAUCAGAGCCUGGGAAGCAGUGACAAGAGACAGAUGACGAGAGGUGGAAGAGAGCAGAAGAGAACGAGGCACUGUAGGAUUUACCAGCUGCUUCCAAACCAGCAGAAUCUUGCCUUGAGCUGCUGAUUGCGACACACAAGUACAUUGUCUACAGUGGUGGUCGUGGUUCUCAUUACUGAAUUCUGCUGUCUCCCCUCUGCCUGCAGAACUGAGCUGCUGCUCCACCACAGAGAGCUGUGGCUCUUUGCUGAACUCGAGACUGGAGUCCAGUGGCCUCCUACACAUUGCAGUGAACAACUCCCCUCCUUUUGCUGCCUAGCAUGGAUACUUGGCGGAGAGGAUCCAUUAAAUCCACAACGUUCUUCAAGCGUCUUUCAUUCAGGAGGCAUAAAAAGCUGGGUAAUCAAGUCAUUAUUUUGAAUCAGAACAGCCAGACACUUGAGAACAAUGGACAGUACAAGAAGGAACCACUAAGAGACCUGAAGGAUAAAUCAGAGUACCUGUUAUGUAAGAGUGAGCAAAAUCUAGCUCAGGCACAGGCACCUCCUAAGCCACCCCGGCUGUAUCUGGACAGUUCCAGCUGCCCCAACAUAAUUGACCACACAGAGUCUCACUCGACAGCCAUCUCCUUUUCCAGUGUCUCCCCUCAGUACCAUAAGGCAACGCAAACACAGGGGACUAACUCCCACGCGGUCCAGGCUACAGACUGUGGGACCUCUGAAACAGGUUCUGAUCCCUUCCUUUCCUUCAAAGUGGACUUGGGGCUAUCACUCCUUGAGGAUGUUCUGCAGACUCUCAGGAAACAGAAUCCAAGAGAUUACGCAGCUUGAAAGUGUUUAUCAUUUAAGUUAUUAAGUUAAUUAUCAGCAUUAGUAGUUUCCUUAGCCCUCACAGGAGAAGAGGAAACAUUGGAGUGUCCCUACCCUGGAGUGCCUGUCUCAUUGUCCGGUCUUGCCCACCAUAAGCUGUUCUUGUCCAGGCUCCCUUCCUAUUGAGC